CCCAUUCACUGCCUCGUCAGCUCCACAGCCCCACCGCUCCACUUCUCUAUUUCUGCGCCUCCCGGAGCGUCACCCAUGGCCUCGCCGUCUUCUGCCUCCCGAACGCCUCCCUCUCCGCGGUCCGCCGCCGCCGACGCGGCCGAGCAAAGUCCUCAAACCGCGCAACUUCAGGACGUUGCCCCGCCCGUCGAAACCCAUGACAGCAAAGAAGGGAUAAAGAUGCUCAUACCAAAAGAAGAACCCUAUGAAAGAAAGCCUGACUUGUUGGAUCCUUUCCUCCUCGAUGAAGACUAUUUCAAGGCGCUUGACGAGAAGCACAUUAGAUAUGAUGCUGAAUUCUCUCGGCAAUUUGAUGGCCAAAUACUUUCUGGAAAGGCCUUUGAUGGAGGUAACCAGACAUUCUAAGAUUUAAUACAAGAU
Messenger RNA from Phoenix dactylifera (date palm), 420 nucleotides. The record is from RefSeq and is a predicted model, not a curated record. Lineage: Eukaryota; Viridiplantae; Streptophyta; Magnoliopsida; Arecales; Arecaceae.